GGGGCGGGCGGGGGGGCGGGGGGGGCUGAGUGAAUAGUAAUGGCGGCGCCGAGUAAGCGACUGAAGAUGGGCUGUGAGCACACUGACGCCGACACAGACUCCGCACUGAGCUGCUUCCUGCAGUGGUGUAAACGGGUCGGGCUGGAGCUGAGCAGGAAGGUGUGUGUGAGUGCGGAGGGCACAGUGGCACAGUACGGCAUGCUGGCCACACAGCACAUACAGGAAGGGGAGCUGCUGUUCUCCGUGCCCCGCUCAGCGCUGCUCAACCCCAGGACCUCAGCCAUUCGGGAUUUACUAAAAAAAGAGGAGGCUGCCCUGCAGAGCCGGUCAGGCUGGGUGCCUCUCCUCAUCGCCUUGCUACACGAGUCUACGAGCAGCUCCUCUCACUGGCAGCCCUACCUGUCCCUCUGGCCUGGCUUCAGCUCACUAAACCACCCCAUGUUCUGGGAGGAGGGUGAGCGAGCCAGGCUGCUGCAGGGCACCGGGGUGCUGGAAGCAGUGCAAAGAGACCUGAGGAACAUCGAAGAUGAGCACCAGAGCAUCGUGCUGCCAUUCCUGCGCGCCCAUCCCCAGACAUUCCCCCCAAACACACACUGUCUGCAACUCUACAAGAGGCUCGUGGCCUUCGUCAUGGCCUACAGUUUUCAGGAGCCAUCAGACAAUGAUGAAGAGGAUGAUGAUGAUGAAGAUGAGGACGAGGAGCUGAACCCUCCCAUGAUGGUGCCAAUGGCUGACAUCCUGAACCACAUCUCCAACCACAACGCCAACCUGGAAUUCACCCCCGACUGCUUGAAGAUGGUCUCGUUACGUGCCAUUUCUGCUGGUGAGGAGAUCUUUAACACCUACGGCCAAUUGGCCAACUGGCAGUUGCUGCACAUGUACGGCUUCACAGAGCCGGCCCCCGGAAACUCGCAGGAUGCUGUGGAGAUCCCGAUGGAGACCCUACGUGAGGCAGCAUUACAUGGUGAGGCACGUAGUGAGACUCAUGACCAGCCCUCAACUUGACCCCAGCACCCAGCCCCCCCACCCCCCACACCCAUCCCACCCCAACCUCAGUUGGAUUUCAGUAAAACCUGUACCUGUAUCUCUGCUCAUCUCCUCCUGUUUCACUCUGAGAAUGAACGAGAGGGAGGAUUAUUGUUAUUAUUGUUUCUUCAAUUUAAUCUCCACCUUCUAUAAUUCAAUAAUUCACUCACUUUGACUUUCCAGGUCCAUUUGCAUGUUUCUGCUCUUAUCACAUCUCCCAGGUCAGGGUCAUCAGGAAAUGUAGAAAAACUCUCCUCCAAAGCCGAGACGGGUCAUCAAUAUACUGGGACCCUCUCCUCACCUGCCCCCAGCCCCCCCACAAACAGCAUCCCCCUCAUCCCAACUCUGCCUCCCAUCUCCCACCCAGUUUCCUGACCACGUUGUGGUAUUUUGCCUUUAAUUGUAUUGCCUUAAAUUUGAACUCAUAUUCUCUGACGUGACAUCUUAUCAGCUGUCUUCUUAAGUUUCACAUAAAUGAUCCUUUAUCUGACA
Messenger RNA from Callorhinchus milii (elephant shark), 1518 nucleotides. Its product is annotated as SET domain containing 6, protein lysine methyltransferase. NCBI's taxonomy places the organism in Eukaryota, Metazoa, Chordata, Chondrichthyes, Chimaeriformes, Callorhinchidae. Gene Ontology annotation, molecular function: protein binding; protein-lysine N-methyltransferase activity. Gene Ontology annotation, cellular component: nucleus. The record is from RefSeq and is a predicted model, not a curated record. Gene Ontology annotation, biological process: peptidyl-lysine monomethylation. The coding region runs from base 40 to 1005 and encodes 321 amino acids. The transcript is spliced from 7 exons.